AUGAUCACCAAGGACGAAUCAGUGGAGCUGACUAAACUGUCCUUGCUGAGAGUGAAGCCAUGCCUCGACCCAAGGAAUGCCACGGAGACUACAAGAAGGAAGAUCCAGCUCAUCCAGAAGCGACAGUACGUGGGAGUCCAGGUCUACACUUGCCUCGUCGUGGUGCAGCAGUUCAUCCAGUACUGCGGAAUGCACUCCCAUACCAGCAGCGUCGCAGGAGGCCUAGGAAAGUACGUCCACUACGUCUCUGCCGAGACGUGUCUCAAGGCUCAUCAGUUCCGGCACUUGGAUCUUCGAGGAAUAGGCGGCGGCAUCAUCAGCAAGAUCAACCUCAACGGGACCACGGAAGUAUCAACAACCCUCCAAGGACACCUCGACAUAAGCGGAAAAUGCGAAGGUAUCAAAUUCACCGUCGGAGAUAUCUCGUACGAAAACGUCGUCGUGUCGGCCGCGAUAACAAUCAAGAUGUCCGAUUAUUUCACUACCGCGGAUGUCGAACGUAAUGUCGUGAAUCUUCGUUCGGGAACCAUAUGUUCUUAUAAUGAUGGAUCCUGUUUCGAUGACUUCUCCGGAGAGGCGAUAUGGAGAGCAAAAAUCGCUGAUCAGUGCACAAACAGUGGAGUUGAUGUGCUUUAUGAAGGAAAUGCAACAUUGCUCACACUUAGCAAGGAUCCACCAACAUUUUACCCACUGUUGCCUCCUAGUUUCAGAAUCGAGGGUAAAUGGGUAGAAUUGACACCUGCAUUGAGAAAAGCCGAUCCAGCUAUCGAACUGGAUGCUAACACCGAGGACGAAAUCGUGAAGUUGGCCAGGAUAUCACCUAUCACGUCGGAUGGUAUCUAUACCCGGGAAGAUAUGGAAAAGUUUCAACGCACGCUCAUGUUCCCGAACGAAAGAAAAGCCGUCACGAACGAAGUCGCGCGUCGCGUAACAGGAAGAGGUGAGUAUAAGAUGGCAGUUCCGCUACAUGAAGAGCAUCAAGUCAUGAUAAGUCUCUUCGACUAG
Molecule: messenger RNA, 1005 nt
Organism: Phaedon cochleariae (mustard beetle)
Lineage: Eukaryota; Metazoa; Arthropoda; Insecta; Coleoptera; Chrysomelidae
Source: the annotation of a GenBank genome assembly